AGCAGCGAGGGACAGAGGCGCGGGAGGCGCGCGGAACCAGCCGCAGCCCUAGCCAGAGCCGGAGCCCGCGCCGCCAUGCCCCUGGCCUUCUGCGGCAGCGAGAACCACUCGGCUGCCUACCGGGUGGACCAGGGCGUCCUCAACAACGGCUGCUUCGUGGACGCGCUCAACGUGGUGCCGCACGUCUUCCUGCUGUUCAUCACCUUCCCCAUCCUCUUCAUCGGAUGGGGCAGUCAGAGCUCCAAGGUGCACAUUCACCACAGCACGUGGCUCCACUUUCCGGGACACAACCUGCGCUGGAUCCUGACCUUCAUGCUGCUGUUUGUCCUGGUGUGUGAGAUCGCGGAGGGCAUCCUGUCUGACGGGGUGACUGAAUCCCGCCAUCUCCACCUGUACAUGCCAGCUGGGAUGGCGUUCAUGGCCGCCGUCACCUCUGUGGUCUACUAUCACAACAUCGAGACCUCCAACUUCCCCAAGCUGCUCAUCGCCCUACUAGUCUACUGGACCCUGGCCUUCAUAACCAAGACCAUCAAGUUUGUCAAGUUCUACGACCACGCCAUUGGCUUCUCUCAGCUGCGCUUCUGCCUCACAGGGCUGCUGGUGAUCCUCUACGGAAUGCUGUUCCUUGUGGAGGUCAAUGUCAUCAGGGUGAGGAGAUAUAUCUUCUUCAAGACACCAAGGGAGGUGAAGCCCCCUGAGGACCUGCAGGACCUGGGAGUGCGCUUCCUGCAGCCCUUCGUAAACCUGCUGUCCAAGGGCACCUACUGGUGGAUGAAUGCCUUCAUCAAGACUGCCCACAAGAAGCCCAUUGACCUCCGAGCCAUCGGGAAGCUGCCCAUCACCAUGAGGGCCCUCACCAACUACCAGCGGCUCUGCGAGGCCUUUGACACCCAGGCGCGGAAGGACACGCAGAGCACACAGGGUGCCCGGGCCAUCUGGCGGGCACUCUGCCAUGCCUUCGGGAGACGCCUGAUCCUCAGCAGCACUUUCCGCAUCUUGGCCGACUUGCUGGGUUUCGCCGGGCCACUGUGCAUAUUUGGGAUCGUGGACCACCUUGGGAAGGAGAAUCGGGUCUUCCAGCCCAAGACACAAUUUCUCGGGGUUUACUUUGUCUCAUCCCAAGAGUUCCUUGCUAAUGCCUACGUCUUAGCUGUGCUUUUGUUCCUCGCUCUCCUGCUGCAAAGGACGUUUCUGCAAGCUUCCUACUAUGUCGCCAUUGAAACUGGAAUUAACUUGAGAGGAGCAAUACAGACCAAGAUUUACAAUAAAAUUAUGCACCUGUCCACCUCCAACUUGUCCAUGGGGGAAAUGACUGCUGGGCAGAUCUGUAACCUGGUUGCCAUCGACACCAACCAGCUCAUGUGGUUUUUCUUCUUGUGCCCAAACCUCUGGGCUAUGCCAGUACAGAUAAUUGUGGGUGUAAUUCUCCUCUACUACAUCCUCGGAGUCAGUGCCUUAAUUGGAGCAGCUGUCAUCAUUCUCCUGGCCCCUGUCCAGUAUUUUGUGGCCACCAAGCUCUCCCAGGCCCAGAGGAGCACGCUGGAGUAUUCCAACGACAGGCUGAAGCAGACCAAUGAGAUGCUCCGUGGCAUCAAGCUUCUGAAGCUGUACGCCUGGGAGAACAUCUUCCGCACACGGGUGGAGGUGACACGCAGGAAGGAGAUGACCAGCCUCAGGGCCUUUGCCAUCUACACCUCCAUCUCCAUUUUCAUGAACACGGCCAUCCCCAUUGCAGCCGUCCUCAUCACCUUUGUGGGCCAUGUCAGCUUCUUCAAGGAGGCCGACUUCUCUCCCUCGGUAGCCUUCGCCUCCCUCUCUCUCUUCCACAUCCUGGUCACACCGCUGUUCCUGCUGUCCAGUGUGGUCCGAUCCACGGUCAAAGCUCUAGUCAGUGUGCAAAAGCUGAGUGAGUUUCUGUCCAGUGCAGAGAUCCUUGAGGAGCAGUGUGCUCCCCGUGAGCCUGCACCCCAAGGCCAAGCCAGCAAGUAUCAGGCGGUGCCCCUCAAGGUUGUGAACCGCAAGCGUCCAGUAUGGGAGGAUCGCCGGGGCCUCACGGGGCCGCUGCAGAGGCUGGCCCCCAGCGCAGAUGGGGAUGCCGACAACUGCUGUGUUCAGAUCAUCGGAGGCUUCUUCACGUGGACCCCCAAUGGGAUUCCCACACUGUCCAACAUCACCAUUCGUAUCCCCCGAGGUCAGCUAACCAUGAUUGUGGGGCAGGUGGGCUGCGGUAAGUCCUCCCUCCUCCUAGCCACGCUGGGGGAGAUGCAGAAGAUCUCAGGGGCCGUCUUCUGGAACAGCCUUCCUGACAGCGAGACGGGAGAGGAGGCCAGCCCGGAGCGGGAGACAUCAGCUGACUCGGAUGUCAGGAAGAGAGGCCCCGUGGCCUAUGCUUCUCAGAAACCAUGGCUGCUAAAUGCCACUGUGGAGGAGAACAUCACCUUUGAGAGUCCCUUUAACAAGCAACGGUACAAGACGGUCAUUGAGGCCUGCUCCCUGCAGCCAGACAUCGACAUCCUGCCUCAUGGAGACCAGACUCAGAUAGGAGAGCGGGGCAUCAACCUGUCUGGGGGUCAGCGCCAACGAAUCAGUGUGGCCCGAGCCCUCUACCAGCACACCAAUGUCGUCUUCUUGGAUGACCCCUUCUCAGCUCUGGAUGUCCAUCUGAGUGACCAUCUGAUGCAGGCUGGGAUUCUUGAGCUUCUCCGGGAUGACAAGAGGACAGUGGUCCUAGUGACCCACAAACUACAGUACCUACCCCAUGCAGAUUGGCCAGCCCCUGGACCGGGUUCAUGCCUGCCUUUCCAGAUCAUUGCUAUGAAGGACGGCACCAUCCAGAGGGAGGGCACACUCAAGGACUUCCAGAGGUCUGAGUGCCAGCUCUUUGAGGACUGGAAGACCCUCAUGAACCGCCAGGACCAAGAACUGGAGAAGGAAACCGUCAUGGAAAGAAAGGCCACAGAGCCAUCCCAAGGCCUGCCCCGGGCCCUGUCCUCGAGAGAUGGCCUUUUGCAGGAUGAGGAAGAGGAGGAAGAGGAGGUGGCUGAGAGCGAGGAGGAAGACAACCUGUCGUCGGUGCUGCACCAGCGCGCCAAGAUCCCGUGGCGAGCCUGUGCCAAGUACCUGUCUUCCGCUGGCAUCCUGCUCCUGUCGCUGCUUGUCUUCUCCCAGCUGCUCAAGCACAUGGUCCUGGUGGCUAUAGACUACUGGCUGGCCAAGUGGACUGACAGUGCACUGACCCUGAGCCCCAUGGCCAGGAACUGCUCCCUUAGCCAGGGGUGCUCCCUCGACCAGACGGUCUAUGCCAUGGUGUUCACGGUGCUCUCCAGCCUGGGCAUUGUGCUGUGCCUCGUCACAUCUGUCACCGUGGAGUGGACGGGACUAAAGGUGGCCAAGAGGCUGCACCGAAGCCUGCUGAACCAGAUCAUCCUGGCCCCCAUGAGGUUUUUUGAGACCACACCCCUGGGAAGCAUCCUGAACAGAUUUUCGUCUGAUUGUAACACCAUUGACCAGCACAUCCCAUCCACACUGGAGUGCCUGAGCCGUUCCACCCUGCUCUGUGUCUCAGCCUUGGCCGUCAUCUCCUAUGUCACACCCAUGUUCCUUGUGGCCCUCUUGCCUCUGGCCGUUGUGUGCUACUUCAUCCAGAAGUACUUCCGGGUGGCAUCCAGGGACCUGCAGCAGCUGGAUGACACCACCCAGCUCCCAUUGCUUUCGCACUUCGCUGAAACUGUGGAAGGCCUCACCACCAUCCGGGCCUUCAGGUAUGAGGCCCGGUUCCAGAAGAAGCUCCUCGAAUACACAGACUCCAACAAUAUCGCCUCCCUCUUCCUCACAGCAGCCAACAGAUGGCUGGAAGUUCGCAUGGAGUACAUUGGUGCAUGCGUGGUCCUCAUUGCAGCCGUGACCUCCAUCUCCAACUCCCUGCACGGGGAGCUCUCGGCCGGCCUGGUGGGCCUUGGCCUCACCUAUGCCCUCAUGGUCUCCAACUACCUGAAUUGGAUGGUGAGGAACCUAGCAGACAUGGAGAUCCAGCUGGGGGCUGUGAAACGUAUCCACGGGCUCCUGAAAACUGAGGCAGAGAGCUACGAGGGGCUGCUGGCACCAUCACUGAUCCCGAAGAACUGGCCAGACCAAGGGAAGAUCCAGAUCCAGAACCUGAGCGUGCGGUACGACAGCUCCCUGAAGCCUGUGCUGAAGCACGUCAAUGCCCUCAUCUCCCCAGGACAGAAGAUUGGGAUCUGCGGCCGCACAGGCAGUGGGAAGUCUUCCUUCUCUCUCGCCUUCUUCCGCAUGGUGGACAUGUUCGAAGGGCGAAUCAUCAUUGAUGGCAUCGACAUUGCAAAACUGCCACUGCACACCCUGCGCUCUCGCCUCUCCAUCAUCCUUCAGGACCCUGUCCUCUUCAGCGGCACCAUCCGAUUUAACCUGGACCCAGAGAAGAAAUGCUCUGACAGCACGCUGUGGGAGGCCCUGGAGAUCGCCCAGUUGAAGCUGGUGGUAAAAGCACUGCCAGGAGGCCUUGAUGCCAUCAUCACAGAAGGUGGGGAGAAUUUCAGCCAGGGCCAGAGGCAACUGUUCUGCCUGGCUCGGGCCUUCGUGAGGAAGACAAGCAUCUUCAUCAUGGAUGAGGCUACAGCAUCCAUCGACAUGGCCACGGAAAACAUCCUCCAGAAGGUGGUGAUGACAGCCUUCGCAGAUCGCACUGUGGUCACCAUUGCGCACCGCGUGCACACCAUCCUGAGUGCAGACCUGGUGAUCGUCCUGAAGCGUGGCGCCAUCCUUGAGUUUGACAAGCCAGAGAAGUUACUCAGCCGGAAGGACAGUGUCUUCGCCUCCUUUGUCCGCGCAGACAAGUGACCGGUCGCGCCCAAGUGCCAUCCCCCACUCCUGCUCCGCCCCUCAACUGGGCUUUCUAACUGUAAAUCACUUGUAAAUAAAGAGAUUGAU
This is a messenger RNA of Loxodonta africana (African savanna elephant), 4947 nucleotides long. It is a transcript of the gene ABCC8, whose product is annotated as ATP binding cassette subfamily C member 8. Gene Ontology annotation, molecular function: ATP binding; ATP hydrolysis activity; ABC-type transporter activity. Gene Ontology annotation, biological process: transmembrane transport; potassium ion transport. The transcript is spliced from 39 exons. Bases 76 to 4857 code for a protein of 1593 amino acids. The record is from RefSeq and is a predicted model, not a curated record. NCBI's taxonomy places the organism in Eukaryota, Metazoa, Chordata, Mammalia, Proboscidea, Elephantidae. Gene Ontology annotation, cellular component: membrane.